Messenger RNA from Schistocerca cancellata (South American locust), 3266 nucleotides. RefSeq lists its product as uncharacterized. Lineage: Eukaryota; Metazoa; Arthropoda; Insecta; Orthoptera; Acrididae. The transcript has 3 exons. Bases 138 to 1187 code for a protein of 349 amino acids. The record is from RefSeq and is a predicted model, not a curated record.
CCUCCUUGCCUUGUUAAUACUAACAAUUGAAUGUUCAUGUUAGUGUUGGUGUAUAGCGGUGUGUUUAAUCGUAAUUUGCAAUUGUAUUUCUACCACUUUCGUUCUCAUUGGGGUUUGUUUCAGAGUUUUGUAGACAUAUGGAAUCCCGAAGGGGAUUAUGUGAAUUGUGUGGUGGAACUUUUAAGCACAGGAAGAGCUUAUACAGACAUAUAGUGAAAUUUCACAUGGAUGUAAAAAGAAAUCAGGGUAAAGAGACUUGUAACAUUUGUCACAGGAAUUUUUGGAAUGUGGCAGCACGAGAUCGCCACUUCAGGACGCACAAUACAUCAUUCGGAAAGGUGUCAUGCACAGAAUGCAAUGAUUUUAAAUGCCGUUUCAUGCGAGACUUAAGAAGCCAUCUAGAAUGUCAGCAUGGAAUUAAGAUUGAAAGAGAAGAAAUGGAGUUUGAUUCCAUGGAACAGUUCCUUCAGUGGAAAGAAAAGAUGGAAGGUGAAAAAAGAGUUUCAUUCAUAAAACAACGUGGUGGCACACUAAACACGCAGAAGUCUAAAAUUUAUUAUUUAUGCCACCGUUCAGGAAAUUUCAAAACAGUGGGUUUGGGGCAAAGGUUGGCUGGUCCCUCGGUCAAAAUUGGUCGCACAUGUCCUGCCUCUUUGAUAGCGACAAAGAUGCCAUCAGGCAAAGUCAGUGUCCAGUUCUAUGCCACACACACAGGCCACAGCUUCUCUAUGGGUUCUCUGCAUCUCACUCCUGCCGACAGAGCAAUGGUUGCUGACUUAAUUGCAAGUGGUCUAUCAGAUGCUGAAAUUUUAAAGAAAAUAAGAGAUGGUGCACAUGAAAGCAGCUUAAAAAGGGUACACAUGUUAAAAAGGAAAGACAUUUAUAAUAUCAAAAAACAAUAUAAAUUGGACAUCCCUUUAGAUAAGAAUGUAGCAGUUAAUGUGAAACAGGAGUCAUCUGUUGUCAACACUGAUAACUUGCAAGCUGCAGCACAGGAGAGGUGUGAUCUGUUAAAAGAAAUGAUGGCAAGUGUUGACGAUGAAAAUAUUAGUCAGUAUAUCGAGUCACUGGACAGACUAAUAGAGGAAGCCAGUGAAACUGUUGCAUCACAGGAAGAGGACUCUAUUGGCAGACAAGAAUAUAUUGAUCCUAAACAUGGCCAUGUAAUGGCAAUCAUUUAUAUUUAAUGCUUUUGUUUGAAUGUUAAUAGUACAUGUAUUUGAAAGGAAGUUUUAAAUUUUUUCCUUCCCUCUCUAUGCCCAGCCAGUUGUCAACACGAAUUUAAUUUGAUACUGCCACCAAAAUAUUUAAAAACAUAGAAACACAACAUUCACAGUGUCUGUAUUCAGUUUUCCUGAUUAUGUUCAUUUAAGUUAUUAUUUAGUAACUCACUAGACAUGCAAAACAAGAGAGAAGUUUCCAUUCAGCAGUUGUCUUGUGUACUGAAGUUUAGAACUUAAUGUGUUUCUUUGCAUAAUGUGGCUUUAACAUUUAUGUUUGCUCUAAGCUGAUGCAAAUACAUUGUCAAACCAGUUUGUGCUCCCUAUUACAGAGUGUCAGUGCAUCUUAAGCAUAGCCUAUCAUAAAUAAAUGAAUGUUCGUAGAAAGGCUAUCUUUUGUGAAGUUGUUACAACAUAUUGACUUUCUGGCUGGUCCUGGAGUGCUUUGCUGGGUAUCACUUCUUACCUGAGUACUGGUUACUUUCCACAUUAUACAGAUUGGUUUGAAACAGCAUGGCGAAACUUGAGGAAUGGAUUCCUCUUAUAACAACAUGAAAAACAGGAUAUGUCAACAUGGGUGCAGAAAUGCACAGUUACAGAGUUAUUCAAGCAUUUUACUGUUAACACAGUGCACGCAGACAAGUGCUGUUUCCUGGAAGAAAAUUACGACGCCAGUUACAAGUGUUACACAAGUAAUAAAAUUGUGAAUCGGUGUGAUAUGGGCCUGAACGUUCUUCAGCAUGUGCAGAUGAAGUACACUGAUUGCCAGUUAAAUAAGUGGUUGUUGGCAUAUCCAUUGUUAGUAACUGUGGUGUGCAAUCAGCUCUGAAAUGAUGCAUAAGUGCUAGGAACAAUAAAUGUGUCCAUGAUAAUUAGCAAAGAUUUGUGUCGGGUGGUGCCUGUGCCUAUGGUUUGCAGUCUGGAAAUGUAGACCAACCAAAAGUUUGCGACCAUGCAUUCUGUAUACAGUUUAGUGGACGGCAGUGCAUUGGAGGCAUGUUGCUUGUACCAAAAAUGCUACCCAUUUUGCAGAUUACCAGACCGAAAGACAUUUGAAGGAAUUCAUUGCUUUCUCUGUGAAUAUGAGAGUUUCACACAUCCUUCUGGGAGCUGGGGGUCGUCAUGACGUGCAACACCAGAGGACGAGAAAGAUCUACUCAAAGCUGUGGAGGAAAGUCCUUGAAUCAGCGCAAGGCAGUUAGACUCGCAGAGGAAUGUGCCACACGUGGCGAUCUGCAGACCGUUACGUAUAAAUGUCUGGACUCAUACCAUCUGCAGUGUGUAUAAGCCUUGUCUCCUGUGGAUUAUCCUCUAAGAGUAACAUUCUGCCAGUGGUUCCUGCCGCAUUUUGUUAUGAUGCUCAACUUUGCAGCUGUUGUCCCUUCAAAAGGGACGGAACCCAGAAUUUGUAUAACCAGCAUGUGUGGGCAGACACAAAUCCCCAGGCAGCUAUCCAGUUGUCUCAUUAUCAGAGGUUCUCCAUUAACAUUUGGGCCGUCACUGUUGGUGAUUGCUUGUUGGGACCGUAUGUACUUCCCGGGAGACUUAUAGAACAGAACUACAAAGAUUCCUCGCUUACUGCAUUGCCUGAGUACUUAGAAUACAUGCCAUUUGCUGCAUCCCAUUGAUGAAUGUGUUUCAUGCCCAGUGAUGCUCUAACACAUUUGUUUGUCUGCCUGGAGGCACCUAAAUGCACAUUUUCCUGAGCACUUAAUAAGGAGAGGUGGAUCAGUUGCUUGGCCAUCUCCUUCACCUAACUUAAAACACCUGGACUUUCAUCUGUAUGGACACACAUUCUCUUGUGCAUUGGACCAUUGUUGUGGAUGAACCUACUCUCUAUGCAUGCACUUGACAGUGUUUCCUUCAGUACGAACAAUACCAGGAAUUUUUUAUUGUGUGUGGAAUUCAAUGAAGUAACUGUAUUCUGUCAGGAAGAGGUCACUUUGAACAUUUCGUGUGAUAAGUAACCAGAAUGUAGUACCUGGAAUUACAGAUGUACAGUGCAGUUUGUAGGAACUGAAGAUUGAAUAAAUCUGUAACCAUGCA